Molecule: messenger RNA, 7106 nt
Organism: Lethenteron reissneri (Far Eastern brook lamprey)
Lineage: Eukaryota; Metazoa; Chordata; Hyperoartia; Petromyzontiformes; Petromyzontidae
Gene: PIWIL2
Product: piwi like RNA-mediated gene silencing 2
Molecular function (GO): protein binding; RNA binding
Source: RefSeq, a predicted model, not a curated record
AUCCAGUGUCGGCGCGACGGAGAGAGUCACGUGGCGUGGAGGGUCGUGGCGGACACGUGGCGGGCGAGUCGGAGUGGCACGCGGUGCUUCGAUCUUCCUUCCAUUCGAGGAUGGCAGACCAUGGAGAGAGGCGGUUUGGCAGGGGUCGUUCCAUGCUGCCCCCAACCGAGCCCAAACCCCCAGAGACUCCACGUCCUACCCAGCACAGCCUGGAGCAGCAGCCAACUACGGCAGGGGCAGCCUAUGACCAAAUGCAGGUUCCAAGUUAUGGACGGCGUAGCACUUUGCUGGCCAGCCUGCAGCACAGACCCCCAGGGGCUCUGGGACCUGGCCUCAGCAUUUUUGGUCGAGGAAUUUUAUCAGCUGGGAAUGCUGGAAGACAGGUCGCCCAAGGGUUACAGGAAUCAAAACCGUCGGUGGCUUCGUCAAGCAGUGGACUAUACAGAGGUGCAGAAACGGAGCCGAUCGGUAAAGAAGUUAUUAGCUUCGGACGAGGCGUAAUACAGCAGGGACUUCUUGCUGCUCCCGUUGUUACUGCUGCCUUGGAGAGGGGUGAUCAUGGAUUGUCUUUGCUUCCAAGCUCAUCUGGGGUCUCGUAUAUUGGGCCCAGCAGGGCUACCCUGCCAUCUCCUGAAAGGGCCCAUUUGGCUCAACAGGAAAGUGUCCUUCAUGAAGGUCGAGGAAUUUUCUCAGCUGGGAAUGCUGGAAGACAGGUCGCUCAAGGGUUACAGGAAUCAAAAUCGCCGGUGGCUUCGUCAAGCAGUGGACUAUACAGAGGUGCAGAAACGGGGCCAUUCGGUAAAGAAGUUAUUAGCUUUGGGCGAGGGGUAAUACAGCAGGGACUCCUUGCUGCUCCCGGUGCUACUGCUUCCUUGGAGAGGGAUGAGCAUGGAUUGGCUUUGCUUCCAAGCUCAUCUGGGGUCUCGUAUAUUGGGCCCAGCAGGGCUACCCUGCCAUCUCCUGACAGGGCCCAUUUGGCUCAACAGGAAAGUGUCCUUCAUGCAGUGUUAGGUGGACGGGGAAGGUCCAUCUCUUCCCCCACGUCCUCUCUGGGACUGCAGACUCCCUCCGAGACUUCUCGCCAGCCGCAGUCCACUUCGGUGGAAUCAGGCAGCUCUACCUCCCUGGAGUCAACCUUCAGCAAGCUGUCCGUUGCCACGCUCCCUGUCGAGAAACCUAUACAAAAAAUCGGAACCUAUGGGUCUCCUCUGGAGAUUGCAACAAAUUACAUCCGUUUGAGGUGCUCCAACGAAGCCAUCUACCAGUAUCACGUGACAUUCAGCCCUGAAGUGGACAGCACGAAUACUCGCUUUGGCUUACUUAACGAGCACAAGUCGGUGAUCGGCAACACGAAAGCGUUUGAUGGGUGUGUCCUGUAUCUGCCUCGUAAACUCGACGACAACCUAAACCUCACUUCCAAGCGAAAUUCAGACGGAGUGGAGAUAACCCUGUCCAUCAAGUGCACCAAGAUCAUUGAGCCAGAUUCAGACCUCUGUCUGCCCAUCUACAACAUCAUAUUUAAAAAGAUAAUGCGAUUGCUGGAAUUAAAGUUGGUUGGAAAAAGUUUCUUGAAUCCUCGAAAGCCAAUCGUCAUCAACAGAUACAGAAUUCAUAUUUGGCCUGGCUACAUCGUUGCUGUGCAAAAGAAAGACGGUGGAUUGAUGCUGAUGCUCGAUGUGUCCCAUCGAGUUUUGCGCAUGGACAGCGUGCUGGAGGUCAUGACCCAUCUGUACGAGAGCUGCCACAGCGGCGCCAACUUUCAGGAGGAGUGCAUCAAGGCCUUGGUGGGCCAAGUGGUCAUCACGCGGUACAACAAUCGCACCUACCGCAUCGAUGACAUCGCCUGGGACAAGACACCCAAGAGUACCUUCCUCAAUUCGGCUGGGAAAACCAUGUCUUUUGUUGAGUACUACAAGACUCAGUACGAAAUUACAAUAGAUGACCUUGGGCAGCCACUGCUCUUGCAUCGAGCAAAACAAAGGAAUCAGGCAGAUGAUCAGGUGGCGAUUCAGACCAUUUGCCUCAUCCCAGAGCUCGCCUAUAUGACUGGCAUCACCGACCUGAUGAGGUCAGACUUCAGCAUGAUGAAGGCAAUAUCUGAGCAGAUGCGCCUUGGGCCAUCCUUGAGACACAAUUCUGUCAUGGAGUUCAUCAGCACUGUGGAGAAUAAUCCUGAAGCCCAGCAGGAGCUAUCAAACUGGGGCCUGCAAUUGGACAGUGACAUUUAUAAGUUGAGUGGCCGCCAACUCCCGCCCGAGAUGAUUCGACUGCAGUCCAAGGCUUUUGCGGUUUCGCCUGAAGCUGAUUGGACACGCCAUAUUGUCAACACCCCCUGCAUCACGGCCGUGGCGAUGAAGAACUGGCAGGUGCUCUGCACGCAGCGGGACUCGUUUCUCGUGCGCGAGUUUGUGAACAUGAUGUGCAGCGUGGGGCCUCCGAUGGGCCUCGUAAACCAAUUCCCCAACAUAAUAGAGCUGCCGAACGAUCAGACCAAGACCUACGUCGACUGCAUCCGCAAGAACUACAGCUACUCCCAGGGCGUGCAGAUGAUCAUGUGCAUCUUUUCCACAUUGCGGGACGACCGCUAUAGUACUGUGAAGCAAGUCUGCUGUGUGGAGCUGGCGGUGCCAUCGCAGGUGGUGCAGACGCGCACAAUCAGCCAGCAGAAAAGAAUGCGCAGCGUGGCUCAAAAGGUGGUGCUGCAGAUGAACUGCAAGCUGGGAGGGGAGCUGUGGAUUCUUGACAUCCCGCUGAAAAACAUCAUGGUGGUUGGAGUUGAUGUUUUCCACAACGUGGUGCUCGGAAAGCAAUCUGUGGUUGGCUUUGUGGCCAGCAUGAACAGAUCCGUGAGCCGCUGGUACUCGCGCGUCGUGCGACAGUCGACGGCCCAGGAGCUGGUGGAUGGACUCAAUCUGUGCAUGACCUCGGCCAUUAAGAAAUACUACGAGCUAAACCACUUCCUCCCGGAGAAGAUCAUCAUGUACCGCGACGGCGUGUCUGACAGCCAGCUGGCAAUCGUGCGUGACUUCGAGGUGAUGCAGCUGACCAACGGCUUCAGGACCUUUGACCUGUCGUACCAGCCCAAGAUGCUGGUGGUUGUGGUACAGAAGCGGAUCAACACCAACAUUUUCUUCAACAACAACGGCGCCAUGGAGAACGCGCCUCCCGGCAGCGUGCUGGACACUGUCGCCACCAGCCAAGAGUGGUUUGACUUCUUCCUGGUAUCGCAACACGUGCGUCAGGGCACCGUUUCCCCCACGCACUACGUGGUGAUCUUCAACAGCCUCAUGCUUGGCGCAGACCACAUUCAGAGGCUAACGUACAAGAUGACUCACCUGUACUACAACUGGUCUGGCACUGUCCGUGUGCCAGCUCCGUGCCAGUAUGCCCACAAGCUGGCUUCGUUGGUUGGGGAGAAUUUGCACAGCGAUCCAGAUCCAGGCCUGUGUGACAAACUCUUCUUCCUGUAAUUCCACACAACAAAAAAGCGGCUGGCCAAAGAGAUGAGCUUUAUUUGUAAUCGUAGUCGUAUUACUGAUUAUACCCUUUUUUCACCCAUGCAUAUCUUACCCGUACAUCUCUUCCAUUUGAAUCUUUUGUGACUGCAGAAAUCCAUACUCUUUGGUUCUUUCGGUAAAGUCACGUAGGUAGAAAAAUAAUAGAUGUUUGUUUUUUUGUUCACAAAUAAUUCUAUGAUUUUGCACGGUCGUUGUUGUUAAAUUUACGACUUUAAGUGUGGCAUUUUUUGUCUAAUUGGCUUUAAAAAGGUGGGGGGGGGGAGUUAAAAUAGCAGGUUUAUUUUAAACAAUGGGCUAAUUUAAGAAAUGUUUUAAGUUUUUGCCAUUUCAAACCCCAAACUGCCACCACCAACCGUCUACCGCUGAUUCUUUAUUGGCUGACCUGUGAUCAGUGUUGUCCUCGACAAUGUACAUCACCGGCUCGUGUGCCUCGAUCCCCCUUCUGGGAUCGCGCUAUUAGAAUCUUAGAAAUCUCACUCAGAUCUGAAAGAACGCUGGCCAACAAGAGUGGAACAAUGUUGACAUCCAGAAUAAACGCCUCGUUCGAAACCCAAACGUCACACCCCCUCUCAGGGCUUUGAUAUUCCUCGAAGACACUGGUGUACCAUCAACCGCAUCAGCACAACACGCAGAUGAGCACAUCUCUCAUGAAUUUAAAAACAAAGACAAAUCUCAGUGCGAAUGGCCAUGCAACACAAACUGUGUAUACCGUUGUACAUUAGUUGGAGCUCCUGCAACAAAGGAAUAGUAAAACUACACAAACGCUUUCCAAAAGUUCUAGAUUUGAAGUUUUCGUGACUGCAAGGGUCCAUACUCUUUGGUUUUUUCGGUAAAGUCACGUAGGCUAAGCUUCCGUCUGAAGAUCGAAGCUUGUGUUGCCUCCGAAACAUUGUGAUUUUUUAUUUUUUUACCUAUGUGACUUUAUCGAACAAACCAAAGAGUAUCUUUCCAAAAGCCCUCUCGUGGCGAGCAGACCUCGACAUUGGCAUUUAGCUCCUCAACAUUGCCAUCGUAUGCAACCCUUUAUUAAUUCUGACCUUACUCCCUCCCUUUGAUGCUUCUAAUCCUGCAUAAUGCAUGGGUAUAAUGACUUUAAACCCCUCGCCAAACCUCCUACGCAUUUCACAAGUAGUGCUAAUCGCAUAUCUGCAUUUCCCAUACAUAUGCUAAAUUCCUCUUGAUAUGCAAAUUAUUUUGUCAAGACGCUCUUCGCCCCUCCAUCCCAGCAUAAAUAGUUGCUCCAAGCCUGGAGCGUGCCAUUCAGACUGUCUACUUGACGGACCUGUUCUCCACCUGAGGACGGCUGCUUGCGUUGUGGCUGAAACGUCGUGAUAAUUAUUUUAUUAUGUUUUAUUUUUAUUAUUUUAUUACUUCCCUUCUACGUGACUUUACCGAAAGAACCAAGAAGAAAAAACUGACACCUUUUUUACAAGGAGUCAUGUUUGCAUGAAUCCUUGUAAAAAAGGUGUCAGUUUUGUUGCCAGAUAGAAGGGUAAACCAAUUAUCAAAUUGUAACCUUGUGCAUAAAUGUUGUUUGUAAUGCAGAUUUCAAAUAAUUAUAAUUUGCAAUGAACAAAAGGUCACUUAAAUUUACAUUUUUCAUAUUUGUAUACCGAGCCAGCACUGGAAUUACACUUUCAAGCCACAGGGUUGGAUGGUCUGAAAAGCAUUGAAACAUUUCAUUGUUUGCACUGGGCCCUAUGCUCCCUAUGCCUAAAUCGAGUCGUGCAUUUAAAAAUAACCUUCAUUUUAUAUAGCGUCAUUUAUGCUAAUAGCAUCCCGUAACACAUCAAGACGUGAAUAUUUUAAAUUGACGCACAUUAAAAUUUUAUCUUGUUUUUGCUGUAUUCAUUAUCAGUCGUAAUCUGGUCUCCUGCUGGAUGAAGGCCUCGUGACAUUACCAUCAUCCCUCACGAUCCCACAAUCGAGGCAUCUUCUCUCCUAGGACUGUUAUUCCGUCACCCGUUUUGCUGGUCCAUUUGUAGCAAUGUGUCCUGCUCAAGCUUACUUUUAUUUGUUUAAAAAUAAAUACCGUGUGUCAAUACGCAUGUCUUAUCCAUACAUGAACACUGUAAUGAUAAUACUUCCAAGCAUGCGUGUUGUCAUGCUUUGUGCAGUUUUCUGCUUUCGUUGUUUUCAAUCCAAAGUCGUGGAAGGUAAUAUGCACGAUUUAAAAACGUUCCUCUGUGUCGUGUUAUAUUUCCGUUGUAACAGAAUCUUCGCUUGUAAUGAAUAGCAAUGAUAACCAUGUGUAAACGUCCGUUAUCGGAUUAAACAAAACGCGUUCCUUCGGAGUGGGCAGGUAGGAACUUGGUUGGACGGCGCAUUCGUGCACGAUAGGCAUAACAGACAGACAAAUAAUCCCUGGUGGGCAGUGUGGAACCUGUUGUUCCUCCCUGUAGAAUUUGGUGAUGCUGCAUUGGCAGUGGUGCACAAUGUAAAACUUAGGUUCGUCAAUCGUGCUGCAAGUGGUGGCGCACACCGGUAGUACUGCAGCGUGUGUUGCUGGAUAACACAAACGUGUGAAAGUCAGACCCCUCCUCAAAUAUGACGUCACAAAGCUCUGCCCCCCCCAACCAUAUUUCCAUUUUGAAAAUAAAACUUGCUUAAAAUCGCUUUGAAACUAUUGUCAUUGUAGUGCGUAUUUAAUGAGGCGCUGCACUCUGUUGUAGGAGAAAACAUUUAUUAAAAAGUCUAAGUAGAACGUGUUGUCCAUAUUUAUUUAAAGUUGCGCAUUUUGAAGUGACGUCACAUUUGUCAACCCCCCCCCUCGUCACACAUCGUCACAAAUGUCUGACCCCCCUCCUCGGUGCGUGACGUCAUUUAUGGACGGCCCCUAAGAGUAACACGGCGGCAUACCCUCUGGUGUCUCCCGCCACCUGUGUGCGUACAACCUGUCUCGCCAAACCUUUACGUUAUAUUCGUUAGAUGGGGAAAUGGUUUCGAUUUAAAGCUUUCGUGACUGCAGGGAUUCAUCUUCUUUACCGAAAGAACCAAGAAGGGGAAAUGGUUCUUGCCUAACACGUUUUUAUUAAAUCUGUAUCCUCAAAUCUUGCAACUCAAUUUUUAGCCACUUUCCAAUGUAGUAUCUACUGCAAACUUGGUAUACUUAUGUCAUACUAAUGACAAUACUAUAUUCUAUCAUAAAAAAUAAUAUUUUGAAACAUUCUUAUUUAUAUGUUAUGUUUCGGCUUGGGUCUAGUUGUCCACGCUCAACUGACGUUGGCUGUAAUUGCCCACAGUCCCUUACGUUAUAGGCAAGCUUCGGGGCCAAUUCCUGGAGUCGUGGAGUUCUUCCAUUACUAGUAUGGUACAUUUCAUAAAAAGUGUUUUUCUAAAAGUUUUUUUAAAUAUUACUUUUUCGCUUCACGCGGCUUAGGAACGCAUCUACCGCGUUAAACGAGGAAUUGCUGUACAAACAAAAUGCAACAAGUACCAUUGUAUCUUAAUUUUCGUGAAGCUUUUAGAUACGUUCGCAAAAAGAUAACAUGCAUGCUUUGUUUACUUUUAACAUGAGCUACUUGAGCAUCGGCAAACUUUGUGUAGACUGCAUUUUGUUCAUAUAAAAGGCAAAUACAAGUUUAUUUG